UUUAGAAACCGUAAUUCACUCUCCCUCUUAGACCAUCACCAGUCCUUAUAGACGUUUUUUUUGCAGUGUAGUACCAAAAUUGCAAGUCCUGCUUCUUGUUACACUUUCUAUAUAGAAGUUUUUUACACCCUUGUGAACAAAAAUGUUUGUAAGACUAUGAGAUUUGUAACUUUGUAUAGAUUUUCUAGUUAACAUUCGCAAGAUUUUUUUCACCACAAAUUCAUUCAUUUUUGUGACCGUCGGAUGUAGAUCCAACCGUCUGCCUUCAUCUGGCUCGACCUUAUACAAGUCGUUGUCUUCCACAAGCAGAUCGAUCUACUCCAGUCCCAAUCCACUACAUGGCCUCCUGUUGACGAUAUACCCUAAGCUAAAGGAAGGACUUGAAGGCCGUAUACAUCUCAUGCUAGCAGGAGCAGCACCUUUGCCAAGGCAAAUCGAAGAGUUCAUGCGGGUAACCAGCUGCAGUGUCUUUGUACAAGGAUAUGACACGCCCCGGGGUGAGAUCUGCUUGAGGGACCACACCUUGUUCUCUGGGUACUACAAGCGCCCUGACCUCACUGAAGAAGUGUUCUCAGAUGGCUGGUUCCAUACAGGUGAUAUUGGAGUGUGGCAACCCGAUGGGACGAUGAAGAUCAUCGACAGAAAGAAGAACAUCUUCAAGCUAUCCCAGGGAGAGUAUGUAGCAGUUGCGGUCCUGGAAAGCGCAUACACACAGUCCCGUCUCGUCGCAUCGGUUUGGGUCUAUGGGAACAGCUUCGAGUCAUUCCUUGUUGCUGUGGUUGUCCCUGAGAGGCAAGCUCUUGAGGAAUGGGCGGCAGCAAACAAGAAGCCCGGUGACUUUGCAGAGCUGUGCAAUGAUCCGAAAGCAAGAGCGUACAUUCAGGAUGAGCUGAACAAAACUGGAAAGAAACUCGGGUUGAGAGGCUUUGAGAUGCUGAAGGCAGUUCACCUAGAGCCGGUACCAUUCAGCAUAGAGAAGAACCUGAUCACACCAACUUUUAAGCUCAAGAGACCCCAGCUGCUCAAAUAUUACAAGGAUCGCAUUGAUCAGCUGUACAAGGAUGCCAAGGAGGGAAGAACUACAGUGUGAAAUAAUAUCAGCAAGUGGUUAUGAGCAUUGUGAUUCUUCAGAAGCGUGUACAUAUCAAUAAUACGAUUCAAGAGUUAACGCCUUUUUGUGGCAUGUUUCGAGGUGUAAGAACAGAGAGUUACUUGGCUAAGGAGCUGUGUGAUAGCUCAUACUGCUGUAAAUUUACUCCC
This is a messenger RNA of Phragmites australis (common reed), 1260 nucleotides long. Its product is annotated as probable CoA ligase CCL6. The record is from RefSeq and is a predicted model, not a curated record. Bases 401 to 1090 code for a protein of 229 amino acids. Gene Ontology annotation, molecular function: long-chain fatty acid-CoA ligase activity. Gene Ontology annotation, biological process: wax biosynthetic process; cutin biosynthetic process. Gene Ontology annotation, cellular component: endoplasmic reticulum; membrane. NCBI's taxonomy places the organism in Eukaryota, Viridiplantae, Streptophyta, Magnoliopsida, Poales, Poaceae. The transcript is spliced from 7 exons.